This is a messenger RNA of Mya arenaria, 3065 nucleotides long. RefSeq lists its product as uncharacterized. The transcript has a single exon. Bases 593 to 1855 code for a protein of 420 amino acids. NCBI's taxonomy places the organism in Eukaryota, Metazoa, Mollusca, Bivalvia, Myida, Myidae. The record is from RefSeq and is a predicted model, not a curated record.
UUAAAAAGAUCAGUUUUAUAGACAUUUUAUUCAGUGCAACUUAUGAUAGCAUAAAGGAAAAUAUUGUGUAACUGUUUGUCAGAAGCUUUUUCAAGUGCGGUGAUAAUUAUCUGUUUUCUUUAACUUUAUAUCAAUAUAUUUGGCAAAAGAGGUAAUCGCAAAUAAUAAUAUGUGCUGUUCUUAAACAAACAAUUAGCUUGAACGUUAGUGUAAGGCCAGAAUACAGCUUAGUUACACGUAUCACUGUUCGAGUGAGUGUACUUUAAGCUAUUUGCUGCCAAAAGGAAUUCAAGACAUACUUACAACUUCUACGUCAUUAAGUCUUCAUCGACUGCGGUAACAAUGAAUAAUUCUUACUGACUGAAAAGUGUUUCAAAUUGAUUACAUUGGACCUGUGGCUGGAAUGUGCAAACCGUCUAGAAUGUGAAUAGAAUAACUGUACAUUGUUAUACGGAAUGUAGAUGUUUAUUAGUGGGGUACAAAUCUCAUUAGUCGCUCUAGUGUUAAUUAAGAUGUCUACGGCGUAUUCGUCUACUCAUAUAGGUUAAAUAGAUGUAUUCAUCGUCUGUUACAUUUUAGUUGAGAAAUAAAAAUGCAGAGUCUUUUGGCGCGCUUAACGGCGUCCGCAGAUCAUAAUUCAAAUGGGAAAGGAGCAGCGGGGACGAAUGAUAACAGUAUUAAACGCGGCCCAUCAUCAAUUAAAGGUGUCGUAAAUCACGCUGAUAUCAAAAACAAAAAUUGUCGUAAACAAAACAUGCCGAAACUGAAUUUGGAUGUAUCAAAGGCUUUAACUGAAACGAUCGGAAUUUCUCCAGAAUCCUCCAGUACACCAGAUACUGACGAUGCGUUGGAAAUUGAGAUAGUAAUGGCAACUAACAAAGCUCCGCCUGCUAUGGUUGGUCAGCAAAGCAGCUCUUCCAGCCCAGGGCAGCUGUGGGAAGGUUCGCGAAAUAAGGGCUCCAGGUUACCUCUGAACAGUAUCGCAACGGAAAAGGAUGGUGUUGACAACACGGGGUUGGAUUCCGAGGACGAUAAUGACACCCAGAGGACUCAAAUGUAUACACCGCAACAAGCCUGGUCGGCUUUUGAAAACUGUGUUAAGAACAUAGAUAACAGUAAUCCGGAGUACUUUAUAAAGAAGCCGAAACCGAACUAUGUAUCAAGCGCAACUUUCCAACAGGUCAUGGUGGAUAUGUAUGGUAACAGCGAAUAUGGAAACACGAAAGAAUAUACAGUGUUAAAACAAAAAAUGAACAAUAUGACUAGAGCAACAGGUCUAGUUUCAAGGAUGAUAUUUAGUGCUAUAAAUAAGGGACAGGAGGAGAGGGAGGAGGAGGAGGCCCGGAUUGCUAAUGGAGAUCCAGGUGAGGAUGAACCGGAUAUGUCGUCACACGGGGAACAAAAGAGUGUCAUAAAAGUGUUCGAUAAGGGAGGAUGGAAAAUGUUGAAGCGUGAUGUAAAUGAGAAUACAUUGGAGCACCAUACACAGUCUACGAAAAUGAACUGGACAAUGUUGCAACAUACUGUGAAACAAAUGACUAACACAGAGAAAACGCGUCAAGACUUAUAUGAGCGUUACGGUAUAGUGCCGACGAAGUUGGAUGAUGGAACUUUUGUCUCUGAAAACCGUAUGUUAAGUGAGCGCGCACGCUCACAGAUGUACGGACGGACGGUAGACGGACGAGAGUACAUGCGGCCCUCGAGCUACCAGCAUCAUGAUGUCGGAUUACGGUCAAAAUCACAAUUGAGUAGUCAUAGUACCCCUAGCCCAAAGAAACCUCGAGGCAAUUCGAAAAGUGGUAAAAGUCCUGACAUCAUUCAAAGACGACAGCGACCAGUAACCGCUGUUAAAUAAUGUUAAGUGGUUUUAGGUAAUGACGAUGUUUACCUUUUAAAAAAAAACAGUUACACAAAGAGGGACAUUGUCCGGCUUGUUUCACUGUUGCCACGACAUUAUUUCUGACUUUCCUCAAUGGCGUAUAUUUCGGUUCGAGCAUGAACAUAGCAUACACUUGUCAACAUUUGCGCUCUUUAUGUUACUAUGAAAUAAUGGCCUUCGCGUUUGGUUAGUGGUCACAUAGCCGGACAAGUGGUUUUCUCUGGGUUCUCCGGUCUCCCCUACAGCACAAGACCGCACUCUCGCGCAGCAUUGUACAAACGAGAGCUACUUAUCAUAAGUUAAUAACUUCCUUCAAAAUCGUGGUAAAAAGAGUUUUAACUAUACUGUCAUUUUCUGCCUAAAAUAUAUUUAAAAAAUUAUUCACCAUUCUUUGUGAGAUUAUAUUAGAACAUUUGUUUGUAUAUUUAUGUAUGAGUAUUGAACAUAAUAUAUGGAGAUUUGAAUUGAAGACAACACUAUCAACACCAAACAUGUACAUUUGUACUCGAACAUUUAUAAAUCAUUUAUUGCUCAUAUAAUAUUUGCAUAAAUGUAGCAAGCAAGCGCUUCUGUACAUAGCAUAUAUACAACUAAAGUUUCAAAUGAAACAUUAAUUUGUAUUGAUCAUUUUAAACAAACAAGUCUUGAUAUUUAACUCACUUUUAUUUCCGCCACUCGUGGUGAUAUUCAUAUUUAUACAAAUAGUAAUAAAUAAUGACAAUACUGUACAAAACAAGCAGAUUAGCUUUUCACGUUGGCAAUAAAUACAAUUUUUACAUUGCAAAAGACAUUAUUUCUCUUACAUGUUUUAAAACAUAGCUGUCAACAGAAACUUAAACAUAUACGAUCGCCUCAGGAACUGCUUGCGAGUCAGCUGCUAAAUGAAAACAUUAAAUUGUAUUGAUCACUUUAAACAAACAAGUCUUUAUAUUUAUGGCAAGCGCCAAGUUAAAAUAAACAUAGAACGUAUCAUAAUGCUAUAUUAACUAGGACUAUAUGUACUUUUUGUUUGAAUCGCUCACUUGAUCAAUUUUUUUAAUCAAUAUGUUAUAUUGCAGUCAGUAUAAGAUUCAUUUCGAAAUAAGGAAAAACUUUUCUUAGUAAAUGAAUUGUUCCAGUCGUAUUUCAUGCCCUUGUAUAAUAUUUGCUAGUAUUUCAAUAUAUAUCUAUGUUACUUUGUGCAAUG